Messenger RNA from Hemicordylus capensis (graceful crag lizard), 810 nucleotides. It is a transcript of the gene CABP5, whose product is annotated as calcium binding protein 5. Bases 16 to 537 code for a protein of 173 amino acids. The transcript has 6 exons. Gene Ontology annotation, molecular function: calcium ion binding. The record is from RefSeq and is a predicted model, not a curated record. Lineage: Eukaryota; Metazoa; Chordata; Lepidosauria; Squamata; Cordylidae.
GCAUCUCUGAGCACCAUGCAGAAUACGAUGGGACCGGCCUGCAUCUUCCUGCGCAAGGGCAUUGCUGAGAAACAGGGGGAACGGGAACUGGGAGCUGAUGAAAUUGAAGAGCUCCGUGAGGCCUUUGAGGAAUUUGACAAGGACAAAGAUGGAUACAUCAGCUGCAAAGAUCUGGGGAACCUCAUGAGGACGAUGGGAUAUAUGCCAACAGAGAUGGAACUCAUAGAGUUGUCUCAGCAGAUCAACAUGAAUCUUGGGGGACGUGUGGAUUUCGAGGACUUUGUGGAGAUGAUGACGCCGAAGUUACUUGCAGAGACAGCAGGCAUGAUUGGACUUCAGGAAAUGAGGGAUGCCUUCAAGGAGUUUGACACCAAUGGGGAUGGUGAAAUCACUCUGGACGAACUGUAUCAGGCCAUGCAACGGUUGAUGGGUGAGCGCUUGACCCCCAGGGAGAUUGCCGAUGUAGUGAAGGAAGCCGACGUCAACGGAGACGGGACAGUGGAUUUUGAGGAGUUUGUGAGGAUGAUGUCGCGCUGAUGGUGCCCCCAGCCCUCUCUGGUUCCAAGGACCGGAUAUGAGACCCUCAACGCUUACAAACAUGUAUGGAAGCCAACUUCAAAUCCCAGGCUGAGCUGGGAGAGGAGGUCACACCUCAGUUUGCAAAGAGAUUGAGGAGAGCGAUGGGGUAGAUGGCCAAGGCUACUUUUACGAUGGCCUCCCUAAUCAGAGAGGGGAGUACCUAGCUUUGCAAAGCCCACCCCACUGCCUGGCAUUCCUUUUCUCACUCAUUAAAGCCCUGUUCAGACAUUA